UUUGAAAAUAUUUAAGUGUAUUUUUCGGUGUGUUUGUGGAACUACCGUCACUAAUCCUUAACUGUUGGUGAUCAUUAUGACUGAGAGUCGUGUCGGAUUCCUUUAUAAUGCAGCUGAAAAUCUAUCCUUGCAGUGUCAGACGCGGUUACUGAAAAGUUACUAUUUAAUGAGAUGCAAAGAGGUAUCAAAAGGGAGUACUCUUCCGGAGAAAUAUUUUUCCCGUAAAGUGAGGUGUUCCUAUUGCUGCCUUGAAUGGAGUAGUGGUAGUAAAGUGCAAAUAAGAACAAAGAAAAUCUGCAAGAAACAAAAGAAGAAUAUACAGUCUCGAAAUAAAAGGAAUAAUAUUAAUAAAGAAAUAUUUACCAAGGAGUUAGAACAAAUAUGCUCAUUUUGCAAAAAUACUACAGUUGUACCAUUAUCAAGAUCUAACAAGAACAAGACAUGUGUGGCAAAAUCUGUUAUUAAAGAGAAUAUUACAGAAAUAAAAACUACAUCAAAUAAAAUUAAACCUCAAAUAAAAAUUGAAAAGGAAGUGAAGAAAGAAACGCAAAUUAAUGUAUAUGCAAAUGCUAAAGAUAUAUUUUCAUUGAAGAAUGAGAAUAAUAAAUUAACAAAUAUAAUGAAUAAACCACCAAAAAUUAUAAAGAAUAGUAAUAAAAAGAAAAAUAAGUUUGCAGGUCUCUGCGAGAAGGCUGUUUUAGCCUCAGCUAAACUAAAAGACGAACAAAAGAUUAAUAACAGGCUCAAAUUGUUCCUAAAGCCAUCUUCAUAAUCGAAAUUAGAGUCAAGUCCAAAGGAUGAAUUGAUAAUAGCUAAAGUUAAAAUGGAAGUGAAUUAUUUUGUACAUGUUGUAACAAGUCCGCUCAAGAU
Achroia grisella is the source of this 870-nucleotide messenger RNA. RefSeq lists its product as uncharacterized. The transcript is spliced from 5 exons. Bases 77 to 772 code for a protein of 231 amino acids. NCBI's taxonomy places the organism in Eukaryota, Metazoa, Arthropoda, Insecta, Lepidoptera, Pyralidae. The record is from RefSeq and is a predicted model, not a curated record.